AUGAUGGUGGCCAUGUGUGUGAGGUUUGCAACAGAAAACGUGUUACUUCAUAUCCUCAUUCUCUCAGGUGCUUUGGCUUGCACUUACAAAAAUACACCUGUAUUUAUUACUGCACCGCAGAAAAUGGAAGCACUGAGUGGGUCUUGUUUGCAAAUCCCAUGUAACUUUCGUGUGAAUUCAGGAAUUAAAGCUGAGAGCACAAGUCAUGUUGGAGUUUGGGUUAAAACCAACCCUAACGUUAACAAAUAUCCAAGCAAUGUGAUUUUCAACAGUAGUAGUCAAGCUAAGGGAUAUCCAAUGAAUCUUACUGGAAAACUGAGUGAGAAAAACUGCACCACUUUAUUUUCUAGUUUAAUCACAACCUACACAGACACAUACUACUUCAGGUAUGAGAACGGGACAUACAAGGCAACAGCUGCUUGUGACCCUCUUCAAAUAACAGUUAAAGAUUCUGCUCCGAGGCCCUGGAUUAAUAUCUCAGGUGGUGUGAAUGAUCUGAAGGAGAAGCAGUCUGUCACUAUAACCUGCUCAGCUUUCACUCCCUGUCCACACUCCCCUCCUAAACUCACCUGGACUCUCCAACAAGACCCUCACAACAUCAUAGAGCAAAACACAGAUGGAACCUUUAGAACUAAAAUCCAGGAGACCAUCACUCUGUCAGACACACAUGAUGGACUCACCAUCAGCUGUUCUGUAGGAUAUCCUGUGAAUGAAGGAAAAGAUGUGAAGACAGCAGCAGCAGAAAUCACUCUCAGUGUUUCAUAUGCUCCCAAGGACACCUCAGUGUCCGUCAGUCCAUCAGGUUUGGUGUCAGCAGGUAGCUGGGUGAACCUGACCUGCUCCAGCAGAGCCAAACCUCCCGUCAGCCGCUUCACCUGGUUCAAGAACAGCAAAGAUGGAGCCAUCAGUGUAGAUGAAGGAGACUUUUACAGCCUUAAUGUCACUGAUGGAGGAGAUUAUUACUGUGUGGCUACAAAUGAUCUCGGGAGUGAGACAUCACUAGUGAUCCAUAUUGAAGAAACACCUGAUGGAUCUCUACAACAGGGGCGAGUUCUUGGAGGAGUCAUUGGCUUCAUCCUACUCAUCUGCCUGGUGGUCUGUGGUCAAAGAACUGAAGAGAUGGCUGUUGAAGAACCAACAAGAAAAGCAGAGGGAGAAGACGAAGGCAUCCAUUAUGGAGAGAUCGAUUUCUCCAAGCGGAGACCUGAACAGUCCUCAGUCUCAGUGCAGGACAGUGGACAGCAGCAGGACACGCUGUACGCUGAGGUCAAAGUGUCCGAGAAAGCAAACAGCUUAACUCAGCCUGCUGACAGCCCAGACGACCUCUACGCUCAAGUGGGGAAAAAAUGA
Molecule: messenger RNA, 1350 nt
Organism: Centropristis striata (black sea bass)
Lineage: Eukaryota; Metazoa; Chordata; Actinopteri; Perciformes; Serranidae
Product: B-cell receptor CD22-like
Exons: 6
Coding region: 1-1350 (449 amino acids)
Source: RefSeq, a predicted model, not a curated record